Heterostelium album PN500 is the source of this 1530-nucleotide messenger RNA. RefSeq names its product histidine-tRNA ligase (gene hisS). The coding region runs from base 1 to 1530 and encodes 509 amino acids. Gene Ontology annotation, molecular function: ATP binding; histidine-tRNA ligase activity. The transcript is spliced from 2 exons. Lineage: Eukaryota; Evosea; Eumycetozoa; Acytosteliales; Acytosteliaceae. The record is from RefSeq and is a predicted model, not a curated record. Gene Ontology annotation, cellular component: cytoplasm; mitochondrion. Gene Ontology annotation, biological process: histidyl-tRNA aminoacylation; mitochondrial translation.
AUGGCAGAAAAAAUGCUUUCACCAGAGGAAAUUGAAAAGCUUAGAAUAAAAGAAGAGAAAAAAGCAGCUGCUGUCGCUGCCAACGCUGCAAAGGCUGCAGCUGGAGGUGAUAAGAAAAAGAAAGAGAAGUUCACCCUCAAAACACCAAAAGGAACACAGGAUUACAGUCCAGAGCAAAUGACCAUUCGUGAGGAACUCUUUGACACUCUAAAGACUUGUUUCAAGAGACACGGUGCCGUUACAAUCGAAACACCUGUAUUCGAAUUAAAGGAAACAUUAACAGGAAAAUAUGGUGAAGAUUCAAAAUUGAUCUACGAUUUACAAGAUCAAGGUGGUGAGAUCUGUUCGUUGCGUUACGAUCUGACAGUACCAUUUGCACGUUACGUCGCUAUGAAUCGUAUUAGAAACAUUAAGAGAUAUCAUAUCGCAAGAGUAUAUCGUCGUGACAAUCCGGUUAUGACUAAAGGACGUUUCCGUGAGUUCUACCAAUGUGACUUUGAUAUUGCUGGAGAGUACGACUUGAUGAUUCCCGAUGCCGAGUGCAUCAAGUUGAUCUGUGAGAUUCUCGAUCAGAUCAAGGUUGGAAACUACUUGAUCAAGUUGAAUCACCGUCGUUUGCUCGAUGCUAUCUUUGCUAUCUGCGGUGUCCCCGAAGACAAGUUCAGAAGUAUCUGCUCGGCAGUCGACAAACUCGACAAGUCGCCAUGGGACGAAGUCAGAAAGGAGAUGGUCGAUGUCAAACACCUCGAUCCGGCCGUUGCCGAUAAGAUAAAGACAUUCGUCGAGAUGAAUGGAAAGCCAUUCGAGAUGUUGGAGCGCAUUCGUAAGUCGGGACUGUGCGAUUCGAACCAAGACGCGCUCGCCGUCCUCAAGGAGCUCGACACGCUCUUUGGCUACCUCAGAUGUCUGGGUGUCGCCGACAAGGUGUCGUUCGAUCUCUCGUUGGCCAGAGGUUUGGACUACUACACCGGAAUCAUCUACGAGGCUGUAGUCACCGACUCUGACCGUGGAUCGAUUGCCGCCGGUGGCAGAUACGACGGUCUCGUCGGAAUGUACGGAAGUUUGCAAGUUCCAUCCGUUGGAUUCUCGAUUGGUAUCGAGAGAAUCUUUUCGAUUCUCGAGGAGGAAGCAUUGAAGAACAAGAAAAAGAUCAGACAAAACGCUACACAAGCAUACGUUGUACAGCUCGACAAGGAGGGUGACAUGGAGGAGAGAUUGAAGAUUUGCAACGACCUCUGGAAUGCCGGAAUCAACGCAGAGUUCACCUACAGAAGCACACCAAACUCACGUAAGCAAUUCGAUGCCGCCAGAGACUUACAAGUACCCAUUGCCAUUAUGUUUGGAUCGAGCGAGAUCGAAACACAAGCACUCAAGAUAAAGGUCAUCGAAACCAGCGAGGAGUUUAUCAUCCCAAGAGAAGGAUUCACCGAUAAAGUCAAAGAAAUUUUAAAAGAACUUGAAAGUAAACCAGUUCUUUCAGUUCCAACCACCACAACUACUACAACCACUGAUGUCAAAACCAAUGCUUAA